GUAAACUUGAUAAAGGUGUAUUAUAAAGUUUUGGUUUUUUUUUUCCUUACACUUCUUCUUUCAUAUUUAAUUUAUUUAUGAAAUAAAAAAAAAAUGGAUAACCAACAACCAUCAACAGGCAACUUAAAAGAUAUUCAAAAGGACCAUCAAUUAGGUCAAAGAUCAAGUAAUAGUAAUUUUUCCAACCAAAAUAGCUCAUUGAUGGAUCGAAGAUUAUCAAAUAAAAAAGGUGAAGAGGAAUUUAUUACUCCUAUGCCAAUUGGAGCUGAAAGAAUGGCUGCUUUAAGAGAUUUAGGUGCUACAUUUGAAGAAGGAAAACGAUCUAUUGCUAAAGUAGCAACACCCACUGAAACUAUCGUUCCCAGUUUUGUUGAUUCUGAUCAUCUUGAAGCACUAUUACGUCAAAAGAAAAAACCAAGUUUAAAAGAUACUUGCAAAGAAACCGUUGUAUGAAAUAUAAUAAACUGUAUAUAAACUCGCU
This is a messenger RNA of Cokeromyces recurvatus, 481 nucleotides long. RefSeq lists its product as uncharacterized. The record is from RefSeq and is a predicted model, not a curated record. The transcript is spliced from 2 exons. Lineage: Eukaryota; Fungi; Mucoromycota; Mucoromycetes; Mucorales; Mucoraceae. Bases 94 to 453 code for a protein of 119 amino acids.